CGGACUAGUGAUCACGGCAGCUCUAUUGGUACACUUCUUUUCGGAUAUAUUGCGAAUUUCCUUUGGCGGCUAUUAUACACAUGCCACACUCUCACAGCUUGUGGAAUCCCAAUCCACCAAAGAAUAUUCUUGGUUGUUGAAACUUUUAGCCAAUUGUUUUGGUUAUAGUUGUGUCUUUGUACCUGGCUAUCUUAUUUACAAAUAUGUUAAACGCACAAAUUAUCUGGAAAAGAAUGACAAAACAUGCAUUUAUACUGCGGUCAGUAUGUGCAUUACUGGCAGUCCCGGCACUGAACUUGACUAUUCUGAGCCGUUGGAACGCAAACCCAUGGAACCGUUGACACCGCCUAAUGGCUUGCAGAAACACACAAAAUCCCAAGAAACAUUACUACUUUUCUGGUGCUUUGGUGGACUAAUGGUUUCAUACCUCACUUGGGGUGUACUACAGGAGAAAAUUAUGACGCAGCAAUAUUUCAAUUACAAUGGUCAACCGUCGCAUUUUAAGGACUCACAAUUCCUUGUCUUCUGUAAUCGUCUUUCAGCUUUUAUCUGUGCAAUAGUGACGCUACGCCUCAAACGUCCAGCCGGCCGUCAUUGUACACCAUUAUACAUGUACUCCUUUGCAUCUUUCUCGAAUAUAAUGAGUGCAUGGUUCCAGUAUGAAGCACUCAAAUUUGUCAGCUUCCCUACGCAGGUGCUAGCAAAGGCAUGCAAAAUUAUACCUGUCAUGUUGAUGGGUAAAAUUAUAUCGAAAAACAAAUAUGAUUGGUAUGAGUAUGUAUCCGCUGUACUAAUAUCAUUAGGCAUGAUAUUCUUUAUGACCGGUUCAGCGAACAGCACCAAUGCUAGUAGUGUGACAACAUUCACUGGCAUCUUUUUGCUUACAAUGUACUUAACGUGCGACAGCUUUACAGCGAAUUGGCAAGAUGAUUUAUUUAAGAACUAUGAAAUGUCGUCAUUGCAAAUGAUGGCUGGUGUCAAUCUGUUUUCCACCAUCUUUACAGCAACCUCAUUGUGGGUACAAGGCGGUUUUAUAGAUUCGCUUACAUUUGCGAGCGAGCAUCCUAAAUUCAUACUUGAUGCCAUUACCAUUUCCAUGUGUUCCGCUGUGGGUCAAUUAUUCAUUUUCUAUACAAUAUCGGUGUUUGGUGCAGUUGUAUUUACCAUCAUCAUGACUUUANUUUCCAUGUGUUCCGCUGUGGGUCAAUUAUUCAUUUUCUAUACAAUAUCGGUGUUUGGUGCAGUUGUAUUUACCAUCAUCAUGACUUUACGACAG
Molecule: messenger RNA, 1276 nt
Organism: Rhagoletis zephyria (snowberry fruit fly)
Lineage: Eukaryota; Metazoa; Arthropoda; Insecta; Diptera; Tephritidae
Product: adenosine 3'-phospho 5'-phosphosulfate transporter 1-like
Biological process (GO): 3'-phosphoadenosine 5'-phosphosulfate transport; transmembrane transport
Cellular component (GO): Golgi membrane; endoplasmic reticulum membrane
Molecular function (GO): 3'-phosphoadenosine 5'-phosphosulfate transmembrane transporter activity
Source: RefSeq, a predicted model, not a curated record